CUGCAACAAACAUGUCAGAGCUUUCAGGUGCGAGAUAAAAAUCGUUGAAAUAAACAAUGUCCGCGCAGAGUUCCAUUGAUCGCGGUCCGGAAAACACUUGGGAAGGUCUAGACGAAGGUGUUAAAAAGGCUGUCAUAUCUCUUAGAGACUUCGCACGGCAGAGGGAGAAGGAUUUUCAGUAUGUGAUUUCUCUUAGUCCCUCCGAAUUGGGUAGCUUCCUGAGUCAGUUUUAUUCGUCAGUGAAAGACCAACCCUUGUCUAGCACCGACGAAGAAGGCAGUGCCGGCGUCAUACCUCUACAGAGAAUUCGUUGUGAUCUUCGUGAAUAUUUCAAGAAAGUUAUGAGUAUAGAUAUUUCCUCAGGUGGAGAUUUUUUAGAAUGCAACUCAAUAGUUGAUGAUCACCCAUCUAAUAAACAGUCGCCAACAGUCUCACAGCCAGCCAAAGAAACAAGCACAGGAUCAAAGAAUGCUGUGAUGAAGAAGCACACAAGACAGCGAACAUUUACGUUCGAGACUAACGAACUCCGUCAGAUUUACAUGAGUGAGGCGAUGAAUUUAGAUCAACCUGAAACGUUGCAGAACAAAGUAUUUUUUGACGUGUGCAUGUACAUUUGUAAUCGUGGAAAAGACUUCCUGCGUCUUAUGACAAAAUCCGAUUUUGAAGUAUCCACCGAUCAAUCAGGAAGGCGGUAUGUUUGGCUUAAGUUUGAUCCGAAGUUCAGCUUUAACGAAGUUGCAGGCGGAACAUCAGCUGACGCCUCCAGGGGAACUCAGAUUGGUGAACGGAUGUACGAACGACCAGGUGAUCCAAAGUGCCCGGUGCUGUCAUACACACAGUACACAAUCCACCUUCAUCCGAUGUCCGACGCCUUCUGGCAGAGGCCCAAGCGGAACAUUCUGCCAACGGACAUCGUGUGGUUCGAUAAUCAGAGCAUCGGUAACAGCACUCUCAACCGACUUAUGAACCGGAUCACAAGUUCAGCUGGUUUACCAGACAGUUACGCAAUCAACGCCAUCAAGCCCUCAUACAUUCCGAUCAUCGAGUCAAUCUGCCGGUCAGCCCUAUUUGGGAGCCAGCAGUUCCGUCGCAUUCUACACAUGAAGCAGUCAAAUCAUGACAUGCACUAUGUUCGUAAACGUCACUCGGAAGGGUCAUUGUCCAUAGCGAGUGUACUAAGGGAAAGCCCCUUGUUCCGGCCUCGGCACUCAGAGCCCCAGCUGCCCUUAUACCGACCCCUCAGUCAGGACACAGACAUUGCCCGGAGCUGCUCAUCCAGCCCUGUCACCAGGGCAGGAAGUUGGGACUCUGGUUCCCCGCAUAUGAUGCCCCACAAGACACCCGAGAGGAUUGAAACCCCAGAGACCGGGUACCAGCAAUACAGGAACUGUGAACCCGAACUUACCCAAGCUGGGUACCAGCAAAAAUACAGAGAGGUGAAUGGUGCGCAGGACCUUUCAAGUAGUAGCCAGGCUUCGAGCAACAACCAUCAGUACCACGAGGAGGAAGGCAGAAAGAUUAUAGAGACAGGAACAAUAAUGCAAGCCAAGCAGAAAUGUCUGGACAUCGUCCACAGCCUCGAAGUUCGUGAUAUCAAGUCGUUUGUUGCCUGGAUGAAGACAUUUGAAGUCAAACAUGGAUCAUCAGGUUUGAUGGUGACAUGCCAGCCUGUCAGUGUUGGAGAGUCCCAGCAGCCGCAAGAUGUUGCUAGGGCAACAGAGCAGAAUCAUGUCAACGGUUUUCGUGAAAAUUUAUGGGAGCAAAGUCAGAGGACGGAUACUCAGAAAAGCAGGGAAUUCACUGCGAAGGAUAUAGAAUUUGACUGUAUUGGGGACACUUUCUGUUGUACAUCGGAUAUUGCUCCGUUGAAGGUGACGAUACCAGCCCAAGAUACGCUAUUGUUGACGGGAGUGCAGUCAGACACACAGGUACUCAUACACAAGAAGCAUGAUGAGAAGCAGUCUCCCCUUGAUGAGAAAUACUCACCUCUUCACCAGAGAGUCCUUAUUUCCAAAGACAGCUACAGCUUACAAGAAGUCAAUAGAGUCUUAGUUAAGAGAAACAGCUCAGAAUGGUCUCAAUUUCAAGAAAAUGUAAAUAAUAUCCAAGAGUCUGGGCGACCAAAUUUUAAAGAAGACAAAUCCAUCCCAAUGAAAAAGCGUAUAGUUCUAGAUCAGGAGUCUCAGAAUGUGUCCGGGUCCCACUCAAACUCCCCCCAGCAAUCUUACGCCAAUUCUCGAUCACCCCCACAACCCACCUUCUCUCAACACACGAACACGUCCGCACCACAUGGCUACAUGUCCCCACCCGGGUUCUCCCACCCUGGUCAACUGCCUGUUAACAUGACCACUGGGAAGGCACCUGCCAUAAAUCAAGCCCCACCUCCAAUGACACAAGCCCACAGUUAUCCAGUUGUAACUGGCUCAAACCAGAUGCAUUCUGGGAUAUCCCAGGGAAUCCCCUCUGUGCCUAAAUAUAGAGAGAGAUUCCCAGAAGGCUGGGGGUAUUUUCCACUGCAAAAACGCCAAAAGUUUGGCAUACAAAGCAAUGGGAACGAUAAUGAACGGCCUCUAGAGCUGAUCAAGCAGUCAUGAAGCUUCAGUGUUAAGUGAAAUAACAGUUGUGCUGUAUAGUCAUGAAGCUUAAGUGUUGAGUUAAAUAACUUUUGUGCUGUAUGUUGGUCACAUCAGGCAUGAAACUUAAGUUUAGAGUUAAGUAACUCUUUUGCCACCAGUUGGUCACCUAUUGUCACAGCCACAUACAACGUAGCAGUCAUAAAGCUACAGUGUUGAGUCGACUUACAUCAUACCAACCUAGCAGAAUAAUUUUUGAAGCCAGCUUGAUAUUUCAGUCACAGUUACUUAUAUUAAGGGUAGUAUUUCCUAUCGUUCAGAAAUUAAACAAGUAAGAAUUUAAAGGUCAAAUCUAUAAUGGUGAUCUUAUGAAAGAAAUGUGUCGACUAAGUAGUACAUCACAAUUAUAAAGAAAUGUAUACAAAAUUGAUACUGUGACACAUUCUCGAUUCCUGCUAUUUUUGAUUUAUUACGUGACUAUUUGUUCAUGGUAAGAUGAUGUUUAGGCAGUUGAAUAUGUAGAAAUAUAAUCAGGUAUAAUUUGGUCUUGAUGUUUAAAUGAAUUCAAUCAAAAAAUCCAAUUUGUCAUGUGCAUAAGCUUGUAUUUACAUUACAAGGGCCAAAGAAUUAGGAAAGAUGCAUUUUUGUGAUCUUUUAUCUUUGAUCUCGUUUCUUCUCCGUUUAGUUUGUUAAUUUUUCAUGACAUUUAAAUGAAACAUUAUUUGUCAUUUUUGGUUGUUAUAUUUAAGUACUUUGUUCAUGUAUAAACAAUAUCAGUUCAGCAAAGCUCAUAAUUUUCUCAUAUUACAUUAAAAUAUAGCUUUUCCUGUUUUUUGCCAAGAAUAUUCCAAGGUAUAAUCAUUGCCUUGGUGUCGUUCAGUGUCAGUGUGGUGAUGUUAUGGAAAAAACUUUACAUACUUAUAUCGAAGACUGGUUUCAAUCUUUAUCUGAUUGAGAGAAUUAUUAGGAUACGUAAAUACAUAGGAAUUUUAAAUAUCUUCUUCGAGCAAAGAACAUGUUUAAACAUAUUUUAUUGGUCUCAAGGUCGGAAGGUGACAUGCCAUAACUGAAAAACCUUUGAUGAUAUUACUGGUAACAUAAAACAUGCUCUGUAUAUUCAGAUAUGACAUAACGCACUUGUAAAGCAAGUUUUCUAACUCUGGCUAACACAUUUAUGGAGUUAUUCCCCUCGAUUGGCUGAGACAAAUAGACUGGCGUUGUAAGCCACUUGUAUACCUCUUAAUUCCUUAAUAUAUGAAUACCGGUACAUAGGCGUUGAUGGAACUGGCAAAUGUUAUGUUUCUAGUUGUGCACUUUAAACGCUGUCUUAUUUCAUGACCUAGUUAUGACAGGAAAUUGGUUUGAUGUAAAGUCACGUAAUACCGUUUUUGUUUUAAUGGGUUCCAUUUAUGUGUUAUAUAUUGUGAUGUUUUUGAACUUUUAUUACUACAUGUAAUCAUGUUAAACAACAUAGAAAUCCAGACAUUUUCAUCGGCAUGUUUUUAGUAUAUACAGAUUAUUCAUACCUUCAUGUUGGCAACUAACAGAGGGGUUUGGAAACGCAACGUAGACCUGUACUUGUGUGAGUAACUUCGCAACAACUCAAAUUUUCAAUAGGCUUUAAUAGAAUCGUGUUUGACAUGUCUCUCUUUUCACCUACAGGAUACAAGAAUCUUUAUGUUAAGUCGGCUAUAAAAUUGGGGCAUAUGAUAUCGAGAAACAUUAGCUCAAUGAGAUAUUUUCUGACAUGAAUAACAAACAAAUAGCUUAACAAAACGAAAAUCAAUGUACAUGGGAAUUUCAGCAUGGUGAAAUAAUGUGUAGUUGGUAAUUAAAUGGUAUAAAUUAUAUUUUUUUUACUUUAGCUUGCUAGAAAAUAUCUUGGGGAAAGUUCGGCUAAGAGGAACUUAAUUUAUCCUUAAAAAAACAUGGUUUCUUGUGUUGUAUAUUGAUUUUAAAUUUGUACAAAAUACACAUACCUUAGCAAGUACUUCACACAUACUCCUACAUACAUGUACGGUACAUGUAGCGUUUCGAAAACCACUCUAAAGUUAUAGAAUUGUUGGAAUUCAAUUUAUGCAUACUCUCAUCUAAGAAUUUGUACAUUCACACAUAUUUACCGUAUUUUUCAUAAGUUUUUAUAUGUUAUGUACAUAAACAGUUGUAUAUAGAGAAUUGUUAAAUAUGAUAUUUUCUGUCCUUUUAUGUGUGACUUGACACUAUGUUAUUUUUUUACAAUACAUGUUUAAGCUAGUUUCGAUUCUCAAAGGUAUCGAUAAAAAAAUUCAUUUGCGAAUUUUUCUAAAGGAAAAUUCGAUGCAUUGCAAUACAGAAAUUCAAUGAAAACUAUAUUAAUUAUGUCAAAUUUAAUGAUUUUCUUCUUUUGACAUUAAAGCAAGAGUAUAUUUUUUUAUUUUAUUUUUGUUGAUGAUUUUUUUAAAUUUGUAUAUUUGUUAGUUGUUUAAAGUCUUUUUUGACUGUGAUUUAUGGCAUCAUGAAUUGACAAAUAAACUAAUGUUUUGUUUACAGAUUAAAAGUUGUGUCUUUGCAAGAUUUUGUUUCUCAUACUUGUGUCUAAUUGGGUUAGAUACAAGUUAAGCGUGCUUGUUUCACAUUUAUAAAUGUAUAUAUGAUUUUAGUUGUUGUUAUUAACAGUUAUUUCAUGUAAGAUCCGUUUGUGUUUGGAAACUAAGUUAACACUCUUGAUUGAAUUACUCAAUCCACCUGAAUAAGCAUUUAAAUUUAAAUUUUUUGGUGUUAAAUCCAUUAUUAUAAAUUUAAUGUUAGUUUGUGCUAUUUUUGACAAUCUAAGAAGGUCCCUAUGGUUAAUAAAUACAAUUUUCAAAAAUCCUUUGAUUUGAAGUGCUCACAUGAAUUGUACGCAAAUGUGAAGGUAGGAGGUGUUUAAGAAAAUCAAUUUACUAACAUUAGCUUGAAGAUUGUUUGGAUAUUAUCUUUACUUAGAUUGGAUAUUAACAAUCGUUAUGAUUUACUAACGUCAGUGCUAUCAAGUUCUAUUAAAGUUGUUCAAAAUGAUUACAUUUUGACUAUUUUAGUUGAUAUGACGCCUAAAUCAGAUUUGGAUUAGGACCGCCCUCCAUAAUUAUGCUUAAAUUGGAUCAGGACCACCCUCCAUAAUUAUGCUUAAAUUGGAUCAGGACCACCCUCCAUAAUUAUGCUUAAAUUGGAUCAGGACCGCCCUCCAUAAUUA
Molecule: messenger RNA, 5784 nt
Organism: Mya arenaria
Lineage: Eukaryota; Metazoa; Mollusca; Bivalvia; Myida; Myidae
Exons: 7
Coding region: 57-2594 (845 amino acids)
Source: RefSeq, a predicted model, not a curated record